AUGUCGCUCUUUACUAAGAAGGACCUAGGGCUGCUGCUGCCGGAUGAUACUCCAGGAGAUCCGGUGUCUCUUCGCCACACUAAUAACAAAGAAGAGACGGAAGUGUUUAAGCCACUGAAGCCCCAGGUGGACCCAUCCAAGAAAGUGACACGGUAUCGAGCAGGUCAGGUGCCAAAGUUUGCACAUGGAUAUGAAGAUGAUCGUGGUUUCGUAACGGCAAGUAGCCAAGUACGGGUGUUGCCCAAGGCCGAAGCACAGCGCAAGACGGAUCAAGUGAUCAGUACUGGACGAAAACGCGUGGAGGCGCAAGUUGUGAGCUCUUUUGCACAUGUAGCAAAAAACAGGAGCGGUCAAAUAGAAAAAAGACUUGCACCUUCUAGUGACGAUGAGGAUUCGAGUGAAGAGGACGUAGCUAAGGCGCUGCAAGAUUCCAGCUCGGAUGAAGCAGAUGAUUCCGAUAUUGACCGUCGUCGCCGUUUGCUACGCAGUAAAGCAAAGGCACGCGAAGCUCAGAGUGAAGAGAACGACAAGUCUAGACGAUUGGUAGUGGAGCCUCUAAUUAUGAAGCAGAGUCCAGUGGCAGCUCCGUUACCUAUGGUCAGAAACGAAAAGUCCGAGUCUAGUAGCAGUUCUAGCUCUGAGUAUGAGACUGAUACAGAUGAUUCGGAACCUGGUGAAGAGUUCAUGAAGCCAGUUUUUGUACCUAAGAGAGCUCGUGGUACGAUAAAACGCCAGGAAGAACUUGCAGCAGAAGAAGAACGACGCGAGAAGCGAGAGCAGGAAAAACUGGAGAUACGAAAAAUGGAGUCGCGUCGUUUGGUUGCUGAAGACACUCAGCGCGAGCAAAACGGCGCCAAUAAGGGUGACGAUACUGAUGUAGAGAUGCCUGACGAUACGGAUGGUCUAGAUCCGGUGCAAGAGUACCGCGAUUGGGAACUGCGCGAAAUGCGUCGAAUUAAACGCGACCGAGACCGGAAGGAGCAGCGAGUAAAGGAGGAAGAAGAAGCAUUGAGGAGGCGAAACAUGACACAGGAAGAGCGUACUGCAGAGGACGCCAAAUUGAAAAAGAAUGAGCCCAAGCAGAAGCAGAAGCUUAAGUUCAUGCAAAAAUACUACCACAAAGGUGCAUUUUACGUGGAUGACGACAGCGUUGGCUCGAAGAAUGACGUGCGCAAGCGAGAUGCCACCGAGGCUACGCUAGAGGACAAGUUCAACAAGGAGAUGCUCCCAACUGUGAUGCAGGUCAAAAACUUUGGACGUGCUGGCCGCACGAAGUACACGCAUCUGGCAGACCAAGACACGUCCAGUCGGGACUCGCUGUGGGCCCGCGAUGACGGCAUCCGUGAAAAAUACAAGAGCCGCCUUGGUGGCAUGAAGGAUAUCGAUGGAUCGACGAAGCGACGGAGAAAAGAGUAA
Molecule: messenger RNA, 1416 nt
Organism: Peronospora farinosa
Lineage: Eukaryota; Oomycota; Peronosporomycetes; Peronosporales; Peronosporaceae
Source: the annotation of a GenBank genome assembly